Messenger RNA from Oncorhynchus nerka (sockeye salmon), 1252 nucleotides. It is a transcript of the gene nipa1, whose product is annotated as NIPA magnesium transporter 1. Gene Ontology annotation, molecular function: magnesium ion transmembrane transporter activity. Gene Ontology annotation, biological process: magnesium ion transport. The record is from RefSeq and is a predicted model, not a curated record. NCBI's taxonomy places the organism in Eukaryota, Metazoa, Chordata, Actinopteri, Salmoniformes, Salmonidae. The transcript has 5 exons. Gene Ontology annotation, cellular component: membrane. Bases 176 to 1123 code for a protein of 315 amino acids.
UUUUACGUUAUCACGCAAUGACAUCACAACGUCAUCUAGCAACUUUUAGCAACAAAUCAACCUGCGUCUAAUAUAUAUAUAUACAUAUGUACAGUGUGCUUUGGACUUGCCUCGCCUAGUCACAAAUUUAAUUUAAGCCCACCAUUUGUGUCACUUAUGGGAAAAUGUGUGAUUAAUGAUGACUUCAGAAAUGAGAGAGACUUCCCCGCCAAUUGCUGCUGGUGUAUGGAUAGCUGUCAUAUCAAGUUUCAUCAAUGGAUCGACGUUUGUGCUUCAAAAAAAGGGAAUAUUACGAUCCCGUAAAAGAGGUGGGUCCUAUCUAAAAGAUGGCGUAUGGUGGAGCGGUACACUCUCCAUGAUUGCGGGACAGAUUGGGAACUUCCUGGCCUAUAACGCAACCCCUGCUGUGGUGGUCACACCUUUAGGAGCCCUGGGGGUGCUGUUUGGGGCUGUUCUGGCCUCCUAUAUCCUCCAGGAACAGCUGAAUGUCCUGGGGAAGCUGGGCUGUGUGUUGUGUUGCUGUGGUUCUGUCGUGCUCAUCAUUCACUCCCCUAAAUCAGAGAGCGUCACCUCUAGUCUGGAGCUGGAAGAGAGGCUUGCUGAUCCAGUGUUCGUCACCUAUUCCUUGUUGGUGGUCCUACUACUGGUUGUGCUGAUGGUGUGGGUGGCCCCAGCUCACGGCACGUCCAACAUCAUGGUGUACGUGUCCAUCUGCUCCCUCCUGGGGAGUUUCACAGUCACCAGCUGUAAGGGGCUGGGCCUGGCUGCUCAGGAUGCCUUCGGCGGGGGGGGACCUUCCAGCAGCCGAGCCCUAGGUCUCUUCCUGGGUCUACUGGGAACCCUGUCCGUCAGCAUCCUCAUCCAGUUCACCUUCAUCAACAAGGCUCUGGAGCACUACAGCUCCAACACGUUUGAAGCCAUUUACUAUGUGACCUUCACAUCUACAGUCCUCAUAGCUUCAGCCAUCUUGUUCAGAGAGUGGACCACAGUGGGUUUAGUAGACUGCCUGGGCAUGCUGUGUGGGCUAACCACUGUGGCUGUUGGGGUCCUGCUGCUCCGUGUCUCCUCAGAGGCCUCACUCACCUGGAAACCAGCUGCUACAGGACCAGAUAAAAUGGAUUAAUCAGAGGCUUGUCAGUCUCAGGGGGAUUAAUGCAGUGUUUAUUGGUUCAUUUGGGGCCAUAUUUUUUUUAUCUUGAAUAACAUAUAUAUUGUGAAUUGCAUUUGUAUCUAAUAAAAUACUUGAAUAUAA